Molecule: messenger RNA, 1947 nt
Organism: Thermothielavioides terrestris NRRL 8126
Lineage: Eukaryota; Fungi; Ascomycota; Sordariomycetes; Sordariales; Chaetomiaceae
Exons: 3
Coding region: 1-1947 (648 amino acids)
Cellular component (GO): lysosome
Molecular function (GO): cysteine-type endopeptidase activity
Source: RefSeq, a predicted model, not a curated record
AUGCGGUCCUCUACGGCGACAUGGCUGGCAUUUGUCCUUGCAGCCGGCGCGGCGGCCAACCCCCUUCUGCGGCCGCGCCGGGUGCCGUGGCCGGAUCCAGUGCCGGCAUCCUCCAUCGGACCUAUUGACUGGUCGUCAGUGCAUGCGCCCAUCUACUCACCGCCAUCAUCACAAGGCUCUCCCGGCAAGACCUUUUCCGCCAUCAAAGCGGCCACAUCCUCCACUCCACCCACCGUCGUCGACUGGCGAAACCGCUCCGGCCUCAACUACAUCACGACGCCGCAAGACCAAGGCGUGUGCGACAGCUGUUGGGCUUUCGCUGUCACCGCGCUCAUCGAGUCGAUGGUGCGCGUCGAGCACGGCGUGUGGAGCAAGCGCAGCGAGGCCGACGUGCACGACGGCGUGGGCGCGGCAUGCGAGAGCGUCGGCAAUGCCGAGGACACGCUCGCCUGGGUCGCCGGCCAGGGCGCCGAGUUCAUCAGCUCCAACUCCACGCCACCGGGCAUAGCCGAUUGGCCGUGCGAUCCGUACCAGGCGACGGAGCAUCCUUACGAGCAUUGCAGCGACAGGUCCGGGCGGGCGACGCGCAUACCUUUUUACCAGGCCCUUGGUGCGGUUGACGACCAGAAAAAGUGGUUGGAUCAGUACGGCCCGUUGGUGGCGACGUUCAUCCUGUAUUCUGACUUCGACUCAUGGAAACCGACGGCUCAAAGUGAUGUGUAUAAGUGGGACGGGGUGUCGCAGACGACCGGCAAUCAUCUUGCCCUGAUUGUCGGCUAUGACGACGAAAAGCAGGCGUGGAUAAUGAAGAACUCAUGGGGGAAGUCGUGGGGGGAGAAUGGGUUCGUUCACUUCGCGUACGGUAACGCCAACAUCGACGAGUGGACCAAGUAUGGCCUCACUAAUGUCAACCCCGAUCCCUGGACGCGGAGGCGGCACCAGAGCGGAAGCAUGCUGCAGUCCGGAAACGGCGACACGCAUCGCAAUUUUGAGCUCCUUGUCGGAAACCCGAAUGCUACGGGGUUCACUCACAUCUCCAGGGACGGCACUUCGGCGAAGUGGAGUAAGGUCUCGACGAUCCAGAGCAACGGCCUCCUCGGACAGCCCGCCAUCAUCGGAACCUCGUACAACCGGGACUUCCACGCUGUCGCCGUCAAUAAGGAUCAAACCGUGCAGCUGUGGGCGUACAGCCAGUCUGGGAUGAAUUGGUCCCAGAUCUCGACCAUCGACGGCAAGGCAAUUGAUGGCUUCCCCGGCUUAACUCAGGGGGACGGCUCGCAACUCAUCAUGGUUGUCAAGCAUGCUGAUGGAACUCUGAACGAAUGGCAACAACGCCCCAACAGCACCGUCUGGACGCUGUCCAACUACCCCAUAGCCAGCAACAUCGCCCAGAGCGGCCCCGCCUUGGUCCAAUCCAACGUGGACCUGGACCUCUACAACGCCCAGGGCACGUCGCGGGGCAAUCUCUACACCGUAGCGGUCCGCAGCGACGGCCAGCUGCAGCUUUUCUGGCGGAGCGGCCAGGACACGGCAGAGUGGUCCGCCGGCGAGGUCUUCGGCAGCGGCGUCCCGCUGGACACGCCGCCCGUCAUGAUCCAGGACUACUUCGGCACGGCGAACGAGACCAGCGUCGGCGGGUUCCAGCUGGUGGUUGCGGUCAACGGGAGCGUGCAGCACUGGCAGAGGGCGAACGACGAUAUCAGCCUCGCGCCGCCGGUGGAAGGGGCGCAGGGGAAGUGGCGGCUGGCUGAGACAACGGGAACCGGGGUGAAGCAUGUCUGGGCGCUGGUGCAGGGCAGCUUCAACCAGAAAAUGCACAUGAUUACUGAAGGGACGGAUGGGGGGGUUUCGUACUGGGAGUGGGAUGGCAGCUGGGCCGUGGUCCAAAAGCUGCCGGCGCUGGAUGAUUCGAGUUGGACAACGACGGAGCCUGUCAGUGGGGGCUGA